Messenger RNA from Hippopotamus amphibius kiboko, 2388 nucleotides. RefSeq names its product zinc finger protein 672 (gene ZNF672). Gene Ontology annotation, biological process: regulation of transcription by RNA polymerase II. The record is from RefSeq and is a predicted model, not a curated record. The transcript has 2 exons. Bases 930 to 2327 code for a protein of 465 amino acids. NCBI's taxonomy places the organism in Eukaryota, Metazoa, Chordata, Mammalia, Artiodactyla, Hippopotamidae. Gene Ontology annotation, molecular function: RNA polymerase II cis-regulatory region sequence-specific DNA binding; DNA-binding transcription factor activity.
CAACCACUGACCCUUGAGAGAAGGUUUUAUUCACACGAGGGCAAACAUCCCUUUGAAUUUGACGAGCUAGAAUCAUCAGCAGCCCAAGCAAGUGUCUGGGCUGAAAACUCUCUGGAAGAACUAAGAGAUUCCCUCUAAAGUCUGCUUUCAGGUCUGCAGAGGGGCUCUUGCCCCUGCUUGCAGAUUUUAAAACUCAUCUUCUUUGAAUAAGAUGUCUGGGAUUUAAAAUAUUCCAGACAACAGCACUGCGCCGACCCGCUCGCCGUAAUAUUCCAGACAACAGCACUGCGCCGACCCCCUCGCCGUGCCACAAAAAAAAUAAAAAUAAAAAUAAAGUGUAUGGGCUGCGCUAGGGUGAGGAGGAGUGUCAUAGAUGAAAUAAAAUAGCAAAUAGCAAAAUGUAAAUAGAUGCUGAAGGUGCAGUGAGUGAUAUAUGAUACUAUUCUUGUUAGUUUUUUGUAUUUGAAGAUAUCCAUUUAAAAAAUACCCUCUUCCAGGAAAUGUUUCCUUCUUCUUUCUCUUCCUGAAUCUGUCCCCUCUGCUCAGUUUAAAUUCACAUUGUCCCUCUUAUUUUAUCCCCUCUGCAGGGCACAGCACAUCCUGCUCCAGCAGUACAGGGAGAAAACAUCCCACAUCCGCCACUCCUGCGCCAUAAGGAGGGGAGCAGAAGCUUCCGAGCCUACCCCUGCAGGGCUCAUGGUACAUGGUAAACCUAGCUGCAGUCCACCUCUGAAACAUCCACAGCACCUGCCAUGAGAGAAGGAACCCUGGAAUCCGCAGACCAGUUUUCCAGGCCUCCCUUUCUUCUCUCUGCUACCUUUCCCUUUCUAGGCCUUAAGAAAACUGAAAAUAACUCUCAGCUCGAGGAGGUGGACUCCGGAGUGUGAGUGGCACGCUGCACCCUGAGGGCGCCCGGCCUGGCCCUCACCAUGUUCGCUGCAUCAGAGGCAGCGGCGGGCAGGCCUUAUGGGUGCAGUGAGUGUGGCAAGAGCUUCCGCUACAGUUCGGUGCUGCUGCGGCAUGAGCGUGCUCAUGGUGGUGAUAGCUGCUUCCGCUGUCUAGAGUGCGGCGAGCGCUGCGCAAAGGCCGCAGACCUCCGUGUGCACCGACGCGCUCAUGCGGGCCAGACGCUCUACAUCUGCAGUGAGUGUGGCCAGAGCUUCCGCCACAGCGGCCGCCUUGACCUGCACCAGAACGCACACAGGCGGCGCAGCCGCUCCUGCCGCUGCCGAGCUUGCGGCCGCUGCUUCCCACACCUUCCGGCUCUGCUGCUGCACAGGCGCCAGUGGCACCCUCCCGAGCGGCCCCGCCGCUGUCCGCUGUGCCCUCGUGCCUUCCGCCAGAGCGCGCUGCGCUUCCACCAGGCACGGGCGCAUCCAUGGGGGACAGCGGCCGUGCCCGCUGACAGGCUCCACCGCUGCACACAGUGCCCGCGGGCCUUCAGCAGCGGCGCGGGCCUUCGGAGCCAUCUGCGUGUCCACGCGGCCAGGAGCCCUGGUGACUCCACACUCCGGCAGACAGGGGCCGCGGACGCACACCAGUGUGGUGUGUGUGGCAAGAGCUUUGGCAAGAGCUCCACGCUAACGCGACACCUGCAGACGCACUCGGGUGAGAAACCUUUCAAAUGUCCGGAAUGCGGCAAGGGCUUCUUGGAGAGCGCCACGCUGGUGCGCCAUCAGCGCACGCACACGGGUGAGAAGCCCUACGCCUGCGGCGACUGCGGGCGCCGAUUCAGCGAGAGCUCCACGCUGCUGCGUCAUCGGCGCAGCCACCAGGGAGAGCGGCCACACGCAUGCGCCACAUGUGGCAAGGGCUUUGGGCAGCGCUCCGACCUGGUGGUGCACCAGCGCAUCCACACAGGCGAGAGGCCCUUCCCGUGUGCCGAGUGUGGCCGCUGCUUCAGCGACCGCUCGGACCUCACGAAGCACAGGCGCACACACACAGGCGAGAAGCCCUACCGCUGUGAGGUGUGCGACAAGCACUUCACGUGCGUGUCCAACCUCAACGUGCACCGGCGCAACCAUGCUGGCCACAAGCCCCACAAGUGCCCUGAGUGUGGCAAAGCCUUCAGUGUGGGCUCCAAGCUGGCACUACACCGCAAGACGCACCUGGGCGAGCGGCCGGCUGAAUGUGCGGAGUGUGGCAAGUGUUUCAGCCACAGCCGCUCCCUGUCGCAGCACCAGCGGGCCCACACACGUGCCCGCGCCGCUGCUGCUACUGCUGCGGCUGACACUCAGGCCAAGGCAGGCACUGCCCUCAUCUUUGCUGGGCAAGCAGGAGAGGAGGAGCCAGGACUUUUUGUGUCCCAGUUGAGAGAGACUUGCUGAGCGACUUCUCUGGAGUGGGCCAGACAAGCACUUUAAUAGUGCCAUAGGGACAGUGGGACGA